AUGGGUGUCCCAAAAACCUUGAUGACUUUUCUUCUCCUUGUCAUAUUAGGAGUUUCGUUAUCCAACCAGAUUGUUUUUACCUCAGGUGCAGAGAUUGAAAAAUUUUCGUAUGAUCAUUGCUCCACUUUAUGCGUGGAAGGGAAAUACGGAACGGAUUAUUGCUUUCACGACUGUAUUGAAAAGGGAUUUAGAACUGGUGACUGUGCUUCUCCAAAGCGUGAAGGCCCAUAUCGGUGUUGUUGUUAUAAUUAG
Brassica oleracea var. oleracea is the source of this 252-nucleotide messenger RNA. Its product is annotated as putative defensin-like protein 48. The transcript has 2 exons. The record is from RefSeq and is a predicted model, not a curated record. NCBI's taxonomy places the organism in Eukaryota, Viridiplantae, Streptophyta, Magnoliopsida, Brassicales, Brassicaceae. The coding region runs from base 1 to 252 and encodes 83 amino acids.